Molecule: messenger RNA, 195 nt
Organism: Pestalotiopsis fici W106-1
Lineage: Eukaryota; Fungi; Ascomycota; Sordariomycetes; Amphisphaeriales; Sporocadaceae
Exons: 1
Coding region: 1-195 (64 amino acids)
Source: RefSeq, a predicted model, not a curated record
AUGGGCACAAAUGAAGCGGACGAGAAGACCCUGGUGAUCAGUGCUCCGGGAGCUAUUAGCAAGCCUUAUGUUAGUGGUGUUAAGGUUGAUGGUAAGGAAUUGUCUCGGCCGAUACUCCAGCAUUGCGAGCUGGUAGGUGCCAGCCUCAUCGAGUUUGACAUGAGCGAUACACGGGGAUCAUGGGGCACUACCUAG